AUGGGAGACUCGAGCUGGAUGCGACUUCUACCAGGACAGCGAUGUCGCACUCCAGUUUCCCCUUUGCUUCACUACGGCCAAAACGACAAUGAAGACACACACGAAGCAGCUGCUCUAAAGAUCACUCCGCGACCCCUGGCCGGCUUUAAUCAGUCUUCCGCUGACUUUGCAAACGACAUCCUCGUCAGAGAAGCAGACAGGCUGCAGAAUACUCCGUCAGUCGACGGAAUGGCAGAUAUGCUGCGAACUAUCAUCAUGGUAUCCCCGACACCACCAGUCUUGGACCCGCAGUAUACGUCGUAUGUGCUUCAUCUCAUCGAGGGAUACAGCAAGCUCCGAAACAAGCUAUCGACCAAAGAGAAGGAAGUUGCCCAACUGAGAGCAAAGCAGCAAGAAGAUCGGGAAAACGGCAAGAUCCUCUUUUCCGAGUGGUCAGCCCAAGAAGCUCGAUACAAAGCCGAGAUUAAACGAUUGGAGUUGAUAAUCCAGCAAGUAUCUGGCAAGGGCGUCGAGGCUGUUGCUCUGGCUCGAUCUGGCAGCCUCAUCAGGAAAGGCGGACCGGGCAAAGCACAUACAGCAGAGGCAGCGACCUCCGAGCAAGUGCGUGCAGAAGAGGAAUUCUGCCAAGAUGAAUGUAAGAAUGCCUCUCCUUGCAAGGCCACGGAUAUCCAGGGUAGGCGAACAUCCAUCUCGAGUGACACUCUUGAUUUGACAGCACGUCUCAAUAUAAAAAAACAGCUUUGGAGACACCGCUCCGAAAACAAUCUUCUGGAGCCAACAUCUUCUCAUCUGCGCCUCAGCAUGGGUACUCCAGAGCCCGAACCAAAGGAAGAGUGUAUGUCAGACGAUGAGCAAUGCUUGGAUGAAAGCGAUGCAGGCGAUAGCGAGUUAACUGCAAGGAUACGUUAA
Messenger RNA from Trichoderma asperellum CBS 433.97, 909 nucleotides. Lineage: Eukaryota; Fungi; Ascomycota; Sordariomycetes; Hypocreales; Hypocreaceae. The record is from RefSeq and is a predicted model, not a curated record.